AAUCUAGAGAGGUGUAGAGAGCAGUUGGGUGGUGGAGGGAGUAACUCUCAUUGAACUUUUACUAAAUAGAAGCCCAAAUACCUUCUGGGCUAGCCCAUAUUUUCAUUUCGUGGUCAAGUUCCCUCUGCUUUUACAGCAUGUAGUGUUUCUCCACUUAUCAGAAACGGUCAAGUCAGAAAACUUUAGAAAGAUUAUUUUGCCAUUGACCAUUGACUAUGUUCCAACACAACACCAUUUGCAUGUAACCUUUUCGUUUGAAGUCUAUGCAAUUCACCGUUUAUUCAAGGGACAACGAAGAUGUCCUCUGCCUUAAGUGAUUUUUUCACUCAGAGUGAGACCAUUUUACUUAUAAGUAGCACUUCCAAGGUCCUCAAAGCCAUAGCAAAACAAUUUUUGUUCGGUGGAGCAGAAAUUCGAGAGGAAUAUGGCCAAGGAACAACCUCAAGGUCUUGCUUUAAGGAGGAAGCUGGAGAGGCUGCAGUUGGAGUUAAGCAGCAUUAAACUUGGAACUCAGUCUUACAUACCUGGCCAGGGAAUUAAUGGAAAUUGGGGUGUUCCUAGAUAUGGUGUUGGAGAGGAAGUUCAUGAUCAAAUUGAUGCAGAUGGUGCGGUUUUUGAUAAAGGAGAUUAUUCAGUGUUCAAUUUCACAGUUGAGGAACCAGCGAUUGACAUGAAGGUAUAUGCAAUGCUACAUUCUAACUUAAACCCAAUGCUUAGACGUUGCUGGUAGUUUUGUUUGCAGCUUUGGAACAGAUACGGGUGAUGAGAAGGACAUUUAAAACAAAAGUGUGAGGGCAUCUUUCGUUCUAGAGGUGGUAUUAUCAACUUAAUAUAUGAAAUUUUCAUCUUAAGAGUUCAUGGACACAGUCAUGCAUUGCUACUAGCUACAUACAUCUAUUGAUAGCCUUCAAGCUCCUAAAAAAGGAACUGCAUUGUAUUUUGGCAUGAUUUAGCAUAGCUAAUCUAAGCUAAGCAUUGGAUUGUUGGUUACCUCGUUCUGCAGGCUUGUAUUAUUGAACAUUUGUGCUUAUUUAUGGUAUAUUUACAUCUGUA
This is a messenger RNA of Vigna angularis (adzuki bean), 1053 nucleotides long. RefSeq lists its product as uncharacterized. Lineage: Eukaryota; Viridiplantae; Streptophyta; Magnoliopsida; Fabales; Fabaceae. The coding region runs from base 425 to 730 and encodes 101 amino acids. The transcript is spliced from 3 exons. The record is from RefSeq and is a predicted model, not a curated record.